GCAGGCGGCGACACAAGCGGCACUGGGGACCGUAGGGAUGUUACCUGCAGGGGAGCACAGCCCGAGAGGCGUGCCUGUGUUCUACCACCCCCCCGUCAGGGGCGUCCAACCUCAACGAGUCCCAGAACAGGAAAGGGAGGUGAAUGGUGGGGACCGAGACCACGGAGGCAGGGAGAGCCAUCUAGAUGCAGUUUAUUCGUCCAGAGGUGCAAGGCUGAUGCAGGAGUCCCAUCAAGACAAGAGCUUGAAAAACCGCAGGCAGGAGGGGAGAAUGUCUCCAGGACAGAGAAGCACGCCAGACACUGAUCUCGAGGUCCAGCAGGUGGUUGGACGACUGGCCUCUCCUGUCCAUGGCAUGAGUCGCAAGGAAGCGGCACACAUCCCUCUGAACCUUUCUCAAAGCUCUCAGAGGAGUCGAGAGACUCAGAGCGAAGUCAGAACAGCAUAUGCAUUAAAUCCUGCUGAAUCCAGAGCUCAUCAGCAGCAUAUCGUUCAACAAGGUCAUGCCGUGAUCUUGGCCAACGGACAACCUGUUUUCGUGCCCCUGGACUACCAUCAUCACCAACAGCAACAGCAGCAGCAUUAUCAAUCCAACGACGUGGCCUCAGCAGCCAUCGUUGCUUCUCCCGCUACAUAUACAAAAGCCACGGAUGCAGUAGCGUGUCUCCCAGAGCGGGCGGUGGUAGAGCUGCCUCCCCAACAUGGUCAGCAGCUUCCCACUCAAGCUCCUGGUGGUUUACCACAGGCUCCUCUGCUGGCACCCACCGGCCCGUCGCACUUCAUGAAGGGGGCCAUCAUCCAGUUGGCUACCGGAGAGCUCAAGCGUGUGGAAGAUCUGCAGACUCAGGACUUUGUCCGGAGCGCAGAAGUUAGCGGUGGCCUGAAGAUCGACUCGAGCAUGGUGGUGGAUAUCCGCGCUAGUCAGAGGCCCGGUCUAGUGGCGCUGCAUUUCAACGUAGGGGAGCAGCAGAGCAAAGUGACUAUAGAUGUUCCCCCCGAACACCCGUUUUUUGUUUUCGGACAGGGCUGGUCGUCCUGUAGCCCUGAGGGGACUGCCCAACUGUACGGUCUAACCUGCCACCAUCUGCAAGUGGGCGACGUCUGCGUGUCCGUGACGCUACAGCAGCAAGCCACGUUACAGCAGAAACCGACGCAGCAACUGCAGGCCCGGACUCCCACCAAAGCCAACUCCUCGUCAGGAGCCCCUCCUCAGCCCAUGGGCCCCCCUGCGCCCCAGCACACCCCUCGGCCAACAAACCAAUUAAAGAUGGAGCGCAUCCACAGAGAGAGGGACAGGGACAAGGAAGAGCCCAUGCAGGUCGGGGGUCCUCGACACAUCGAUGUGUCCCCGAGACCGAACAGGACUUCAGCAGAGCACACUCGGAGCCAGAGCAACUACUAUUUGCACACUGAGGGUCAUGCUCCACCGGGAACCGGAGCGGGAGCCUCCUCCAUAGGGGCGUCCCAGAGGCGCUGGUCUGCCCCUGGCUUCCAAAGAUAUAACAUCAAGAAUGAGGAGGGAAGUUUACCCUCAGUUGCCAACUCUGGCUCCUCUCGGCCAUCAUUUAUCCCUCAGGAGGUCAAGCUAUCCAUUGAGGGGCGCUCGAACGCCGGCAAGUAGCAGCAAACACAAAAGAGAUUGUCUUUGGGAGUGAAGUGUCAGUCGGAUGUGAAAGAGGGAGCGUGGUCGGAGGGAGAGAGAAUGUAGCCUCAGAAUGUUUGAGAUUUUGCACAUAUUGGAAGAUUCCCCCUGCCGCCCCCUUCUCCGGGUCUUUUCGGUUCUGGUCUCGAGCAGAGGACUUAUUUUGCCAGGUCAUAGUCAGAGUUCGCAAUGACCUGCAUGGGCAGCUUUAUCUGGUAAAUCACGUACCAAAGCCUGCACCGUCUGCUUGUUCCUGUGGGUGAACUAUCAUGUUUUGGCAGUGAUCACUUGCAUAAAGAUAUCUUGCAGUUGCUCCUCAAGUAGAUGUUUAUUUCAGAAAGGCCAGGGAUAAGAAUGGGAUACAGCCAUAGAAUCUUGACGAGCCUUUAUAAUAAUAAUUAUAUAUUUUGAAGAAGGACGAAAGAGGAUAGAUUGCUCAACAACUUUUUUCCCUAAAAGACAGGCAUUUUCUCUCUAAACAUUGACUGUUUCCCUUGUUGCGCUGCCAGGCUUUUAUUGGCUAAGACCUUAAAACUUGGACGGUUUGUAAUGCGUCUCUCUCUAGAGGUGUGUUUGUCCUCACUUUCCUACACUCUCCUUCUCAGGGUGCUUCUGAUGAGGACUACUUUCUAGUCUGGAGUUUGAGAACAGUUGCCCAGCAUCGUCACAUCAAUCAAUUGAUCCAACAAUCUUUCUACAAUCAGGAACUAACUCUCGCACGCAUCUUAACAGUUGCAUUAACAACUCCUCAGAGGUUUUUAGUUUUGAUUGAAUCUGCAUUCCAGUUUCAAUGUGAUCUCUCCGCCUCAACCCAUUGGAGAUAUCAUUUCCCAGUCAGGCUGGCCUAGGAAAACGCCUCUAAAUAGUAGGCUACCUCAAGGUUGGAAGCAUCCUUAACUUCUUUUUUUAAUCCUACAUUGUUGUGCCCUAUUUCCUGGAGACAACAUGUGGUGUCAGCCAAAAUCAGCCGUGCUUGCGAAGCUGAGACCAAAUGUGGAACAUGUUCUAGUCGUUUGCGAACGGCUUGUUCCUGUGGAAAUGGAUUAUUGCUCUGAAGCGUGCAGGUUUAAGUGAAAUCGUCCCAUUGGAAGCGUUGAGCACAGACAAGUGUAGAUUCACUGCUGUUGGGUGUGGACUGGCCCUGCUCGGUUAUCAAAAACAAAGCAAUAGUUUUUUCAUGUUGUUUUUUUUUUGUUGUUGUUUUAAAUCCCGUACAGGAUAGAUUACUCCUUGUAUUUCAAAUUUUUUUUGCAGUCUGUAUGUAAAGACCUUUUCCUGCACUUCUCUUGAUUUUCUAAGAUAAUGCAGUUUUACUUUGUGAUAAUACUCACUCUAACAGUUACUACAGGAGUUCAUUACAAGCAUGCAAUUACCCCUAAAACAACACCUCUUUCUUUUAGGCAGAUUUUCUGUCUGACCAGUAGUGUCUUCAGAGAUGACAUAUGAAACCACACCUCAAAAUGGGGCUUUUCUCAAACACCCGUUGAUUAGGAUAUUCAGGGUCAGCUCUUGCUAUUUAUAAAAAAGACCUUGGUCUACCUUAAAUUAUGUCCUAACCAGGUAUGACAUGAUAAAAUCGCCAAGCAACAGGACGCUUUUGGCUAUCAAAUUUUCCGAUUUCUGUUUUUGUGGUAUUGUGCUUGGUAACUCUGCCUAACAUCAAAUCUUAUUGGUCCAAAAUCCUUCCAUAGUUUAUUUUUUUAGCAUUUUUGCUUUCAGUUUGGACUGACAAAUUACUCAUCACUGGAAACUUGUCACGUCAUGUCUGGUUAGGACCAGUGUUGAACCGUAAACUCAUCUUGAAAGAGGAAAGAGCUUUAUUAAUAUAGUUUCUAAUUCAGAUCUGUGCUGAGGUUUUUAUGGUUUCUUCUUGGGUUUCUGUAAUUGGUGAACUCUUGUACAGUAUUGCAUUCUCUCUUCUUCUUGGCAAUAUUACCCACGAGUGAUUUUUAAAACUUGUACCGCAGGCCUUGUAUUGCACAGAUAAGUUCAAUUGAUUCACACUGACUCUUUAACAGGAAUCAGAUAUUAUGUGUUUUAUUGUUUGUUUGUUUGUUCUUUUUUUAAUAAUGAAGGGAAAAUGUUUGUGUUCUUUUGAAGUAUUCAGUUUUGUUGGUGGUUUUUGGCUCACGAGAAACUGACAGGCAAGGUUGACACUGUUUACACAUUAGCCAAGAGAAAAUGCUGCAGUUUCACUUUUCGUAGUUACUGAACAUUUUCAGAUGGAUGAAAUCAUGACUUAAGUGCAAUUAGACCAAAUAAUAUAAACAUUAGGAAGAUUGUGUUUAGUUUCAAAACAGCAUUCCAGAAAAGAGCCUGACAUUCCCACUUUUCCUUUUGCUGUUGUUGUUGUUGUAAUGUUUCUUUGUUUCCCCCUUACUGUUUUUCCUCCACUUACUACUUGUCAGGUGCAAUUUUUCGUUUCCAUUUUGGCUCAAGUUCUUUCAUGAGACCUUGCGUUGUUGGCUCUUGGCAUUGCUGGGCUGUCUCUGUUUGGGCCAUGAUUUAAUUUAACAGUUUUUGCACUCUCACUAUCACUCAAGGCUUUAAGAGGAGGGUUUUUUUCUUUUAGGUAAAAAAAAUAAUAUAUAUAUUUUAUAUAAAUGUAGCGUUAGCAUUUGACUAGUUAGAUUUAGACUUCCUCCAGACUGCAUCAACCUCAUUGAUACCACAUGUCUGUGCAGUUCGAAAACUUCUAAUGUUAAAGGGGUACUCCACUUUUUUUUGGAAAU
Messenger RNA from Pimephales promelas (fathead minnow), 4374 nucleotides. Lineage: Eukaryota; Metazoa; Chordata; Actinopteri; Cypriniformes; Leuciscidae. The record is from RefSeq and is a predicted model, not a curated record.